Messenger RNA from Artibeus jamaicensis (Jamaican fruit-eating bat), 927 nucleotides. Its product is annotated as basic proline-rich protein-like. NCBI's taxonomy places the organism in Eukaryota, Metazoa, Chordata, Mammalia, Chiroptera, Phyllostomidae. The record is from RefSeq and is a predicted model, not a curated record. Bases 1 to 927 code for a protein of 308 amino acids. The transcript has 3 exons.
AUGCCGAGUGAGAAGAGGCUGAGUGAGAAGAUGCUGAGUGGAAGCAACGGGUCUCCGUGCUCCGCAGCUUCACGAGUACCUGAGGCAGAGAGGGGACGCUCCUGGUACAGAGCCUGCCCCAGGCUGCCGUCUGGGCCUCCACCCGCACUGCAGCCAGGCAGCGCGGUGCGGGUGGGGUGGGGGCGCAGCCCUCGAAAACCCCCUGGUUUCUUGAAGCUCGGCCUCAGCGUCAUCCAUCCCCAGGCUCAUUCCUUCUUCUCCAGCCUCAACUUUCUCGACCGCGUCCGCCCCGAGUGUGCUCGCAGGGCGGGCGGUGGGGGCGUGCGGUGCGAUGGUGGGAGCGCAGCGGUGGGCGGCUGGGCGGCGGGCCCCCCCCACCGGAAAGCAGCCCAGUCCCUCUCCCGGGCUGUUCCAGACCCUGAGCCCAAACGGGAGGCCACGUGGCGGCCGGUGCCGCCACUCACCGCCCCCACCCGGUCACCUGGGCCCAGCGGCCUCGGCACACACCCCGCGGCCUCAGUCCACCCCCCAGGCCGCUCCUCCCCACUGGGGUUUCUCGGGGCCGUGGCUCCUGCCCGCUCUGCAUACCCCCGGGCCCGGUCUCCCCUCCGGCCCGGGCCACCCCAUCCUACACCCUCCCGGACUGUGAGCCCGGGAGCCUCCUCCCCGCCCCCUGGGUCGGUCCGGGAGGGGAAGGGGGCGGGCAGUGCAGGGGGUGUGACAGCUCCCGCCCGGACCAGUGCCAGCUGCAGCCUCGCUUCAGUGCCCUGUGCCAGCUGGCUCUUUCGUCCGGGACGGAGGCGGAGGUUCGGGGCUCCUGUCGCUGACAGGGGGGAUUCCCCCCCAACCCCUCAGCCCUCUACCCACCCAAGAGGAGUCUCUCCUCCCAGCCUUGCCUCUGGCUGCCCUGGCAGGCGGUCGAGUUAG